This is a messenger RNA of Drosophila eugracilis, 1482 nucleotides long. RefSeq lists its product as uncharacterized. The record is from RefSeq and is a predicted model, not a curated record. The coding region runs from base 26 to 1342 and encodes 438 amino acids. NCBI's taxonomy places the organism in Eukaryota, Metazoa, Arthropoda, Insecta, Diptera, Drosophilidae. The transcript is spliced from 2 exons.
CUCACUGUAAAAGAUCACUUUCAAUAUGUCGGUUUCGGAUCUGAUUGGUGCCCUUGAUGCCAUUCCCAAGCUAACAGUUUCUGAGUCUCCUGCGGCUCCAAGUUCUGUUUUCUUGGAUGCUCCUGAAUGGCUAACAGAGAGCUAUUUGCAGGAUGCCCUGCGAAAAUACUACAAGGAUCAAAGGAUCCGGAUCAACUGGGUUAAGGUGAAUCCUGCCCUGGGCAAAGGUGAAAACUACGGUGGAGUUCUGACCCGGGUGAAGGCACAGUUCACCCGCAGCGAUGGCAGUUCCCAACUUGGCCACUACAUAGUGAAGUCCACAUUUGAAGGCAAUGAAUUUGCACAGAAUGCCAUGGCGCCCUACGACAUCUUCAAUCGGGAGAUGACUAUCUAUGAGCAGGUUUUGCCCAAGCAGAAGACUCUCCUCCUGGAAAUUGGCGAUACUGAGCAAAUCUUCGCCGAAACCAUGGCCGUUGACAUUGAUAAUUCAGCACUGAUUUUCGAAGAUCUGAAUGCACGUGGCUUUGUAAUGCCGGAUCGUUUGAUCGGCUUGGAUCUUAAGCUGGCCAAAAUUGUGCUUAGAAAGCUGGCCAAGAUGCAUGCCACUUCGGCUGUCCUCAAUGAACGCGAGAAUCACAAUCUGGAGAGCUAUGAUCGGGGAUUCUUCAACCGGUACACCGAUAACUAUGAAAAUGCAUUCGUUGGUAUGUUCCAGGCAGCCACUCGUCGUGUGGCCCAGUGGCCAGGAUAUGAGAAGUACGCUGAGAAGAUGGAGGCACUGGUGCCCAUUUACAUGGAAUUAGGAAAACGUAUCUUUGACAUCACACCGGGACACAUUAAUGUCUUGGCCCAUGGAGAUCUGUGGACCAACAAUGUGCUUGUGAAAUACGAUAAGGAAUCCGGAGAGCCAUUGGAUGUCGUCAUUAUUGACUUUCAAUACACAGCCUGGGGAUCGCCGGCUCUGGAUCUUUUCUAUUUUCUGAACACUUCGCUGGAGUUCGACCUGCAUCAGAACCAUCAGGAGCAUCUGAUUGCCUACUAUUUCGGAUUUUUCACGGAUACUUUAAGGAAGUUGCAGUACCAGGCCUCCAUUCCCAGCCUUCACCAAUUCCACCAGCAAUUGCAGCAAAAGAAGUUCUAUGCUGCUCACACAUCUAUCUCGGUGUUCCCAAUUCAGCGAAACGUAGAGACCGCCGAUGCAGAUUUCAAUGCCCUGAUGGAGAACAAUCAGCGGGCCACCAACUUCAAGAAUGCCUGCUAUGUCAAUCCGAUUUCUCAAAGGAUUCUAAGGGAACUUCUUCCAGGUUUCGAGGCAGAGGGAUUGCUUGAUGUGGAUCAGUGAGGAGUAAUGACCUUUAUUAUAUUAUAUAUAGACAAAUUACAUAGUUUAGUUAAUUUAGGUAUGUAUAUGCAAUAUAUUGUAAAUAUCCAUUAUACGCGGUACAACUUAUACAAUAAAUAUAGAAAAUAAUAAAAAGUUAA